Dermacentor albipictus is the source of this 3430-nucleotide messenger RNA. Its product is annotated as general transcription factor 3C polypeptide 3-like. Gene Ontology annotation, biological process: transcription by RNA polymerase III. Gene Ontology annotation, cellular component: transcription factor TFIIIC complex. Lineage: Eukaryota; Metazoa; Arthropoda; Arachnida; Ixodida; Ixodidae. The record is from RefSeq and is a predicted model, not a curated record. Gene Ontology annotation, molecular function: protein binding.
CUAGUUAUACUAAAGUGAAACUCUAUGAGCACACACUGCCCCAUAGAGUUUCUAUAUACUAAUAUGAAACUCUAUGACACUACCCAUAUCCUUUCCCCAUUCCAUACACCAUAACUAUCAGCCAAGUCGAUCCGAUACCAGCCAACUUCAAUGGCGGACAUUGCAAAAGACGCGAGUGCCGGGGACCCGUUUAAGUGUCUGCUUGGCGAAAUCACCGAAGACCAGUGGGAGGUUUACAAGGCACUCAGGAAAAAUCAAAGUGGCCUUGUACAAGACGACGAUUCCUCCUUGGCCAGCAGCGAUGACAACGAUGCCCUUCAGGAUGCAGUGCAGGAGAAGAAUGCACAGGAUGCUGAGGAGUUGCGUUCCAUGCUCACCACCAAGUACAUCAAUGGGGAGAUCAGCUUUGCAGAGUUCACCGACCGUAUGGACUCUUCCUUGACACCAAAGGAAGAACACUGUGAACAAGCUGAUGAAGAACUUGAUGAUGCCUUCCUUAGGCCAAGCCAUCGGAAAGGCAGGGGGAGCCGCCUUCCACGAGACCUGCAGGGCCUGGUGGGUCAGGCCAACCUGUGCUUUGCAAGGGGAAGCUACCACGAUGCAGUCAAAAUGUGCAUGGAGGUGGUGCGCCUGGCUCCGCGGGCGGCUGAGCCCUUCCAGACGCUGGGCAUGAUCUACGAAGCGCUGGGGGAGCCGCAGCGGGCGUUGCAGUUCUCGCUCAUCGGAGCCUACCUGAGCCCCCAGGAUGCUGAUGAGUGGAGCCGGCUGGGCGAGCUCUCGCUCGAGCAGGGCGACGUGCACCAGGCCAUCGCUUGCUACGUCCAGGCGGUGCGUGCGGACCCUUCCAAUGUGGAGCUGCGCUUCGAGCUGUGCUCCCUGUACGAACAGGUCGGCAACCAACAGAGGGCACUUGCAUGCUGCACGGCCUUGGUACAGCAGAUGGGCCACGGGGAUGCCUGCCUCAAGCUCUCCCGUGAGCUGGCCAAGGUGCAUCACCAGAGGGGAAACCUGGCUGCAGCCACUCAGGUGCUUCUCAACGCCAUCAAGAAAUUCCCUGCCGACGUUUCCUCCGAAGACAUCAACAUGCUGUUGGAGCUGCAGCUGACCCAGAAGAUGUACUCAGCUGCAUUGAUGGUCCUGCACAGCCAUUGUGGGGUGCAGCUACUGCCCGGAGGAUGCGAGGGGACCGGCUGGGAGCAGCUUGUGGAGCCCUUGGCCUCCUUUGAGAGGUGUGAGGUGCCAGCAGAGAUGCCCGUGGACUUGCGUACCAAGCUGGUUCUGUGCCUGGUGCACCUGGGAGGAGGCGAGCACUUGACAGGUGACCUGGUGGACCAGCUGCGGCGAGACCAGGACCCGGAGGAGGCCGGCGACCUCUUCCUCGACGUGGCCGAGGCACUGAUGGAUGUGGGACGCCCCCACGAGGCUCUGCCCUUGCUGCAUGCACUGGUGGGCACGCAGAACUAUGGAAUGGCGGCGGUGUGGCUGCGUUACGGGGAGUGCCUGCAGCAGUUGGGGCGCCUGCGGGAGGCAACCGGAGCAUACGAGCGCACGUGCGAGCUGGCACCCGGGCAUGCCCAGGCACGCCUGGCCCUGUGCCAGCUGCUGUUGGCCCAGGGGCUCACGGAUCGAGCCAUUGCCUGCCUCGAGUCGGCCGAUGCCCCCCAGCCAGGAGCCAUGGCAGAUGCUGACCAGCAGGAUGCAGCGUGCGUGCUGCUGCGCCGAGCGCAGCUGCUGCGGCAGUCGGGACGGCAGCAGGCCUUCAUCGAGACUGCCCAGCUGCUACUCGAGGCCCACUGCCCGCCAAUCCAGACACCCACCGAGUAUGCAGCCAUGUUUUCAACCAGCACCUACCGGGGUCGCACGGAGGCUUUGCGAGAACUGCACCAGCAGCGCAGCUUCAGCCCAUUCAACUGGCUCACAGCGGACAGCGGCGUCUCGGUGAAUGAGCUGUACCAGUGCUUUUACGAGCUGUGCCUGGCACUUCACAGUACUGGGCGCACGGAGGAGUUGCAGCAGGCGACCACCGAGGCACUCGUGUCACCCCUGCUCAAUCGAGAAGCGCAGCUGUACAAGGAGCUGGACUUCCUGUGCUUCCAGGCCCACUACCAGGACCCAAGGCAGGAAGAGCAUACUUUCUCCAUGGCCCGCUUACUGGUGCUCAAGUACCCCACUUACAACCGUGCCUGGAACCUGUUUGGACUGGCGAUGAACCUGAGCCCAGUGAUGCGGCAGAAUCGCUUCUGCCUGCGGCUGUUGUACAAGUACCCAGAUAGUGUGCCCCUGGGAAUGCUCAACGGCCACAACGCCCUGGUCUCGGGUACUUACAAGCAUGCCUUAGCGGAGUAUGUGCAGCUGCUGAGCGAGGACGAGGACCCCCUGCUGCUGCUCUGUGCUGGCCUGACCCUGGUGCACAUGGGCUGCCAGAAGUUCUCGGCUCGUCGCCACUGGCUGCUGCUGCAGGCCAUGAGCUUCCUCGACAGGUACCUGCAUGCACGGCCCAGCCAGGAGGCCCUGUUCAACAUGGGUCGUGCACUCCACCAGCUGGGCUUCCCACACAUGGCUCUCAACAUGUACCAGCGCGCACUGGCCACACCACCAGCAGUGCAGGGCAUGCCAGAGGUGUUUGACCUGCGAUGCGAGAUAGCCUUCAACAUGAGCCUGUUAUACCUGAACAGUGGCAACACUGAGCUUGCCAGCAGCAUCGUCGCCCAACACUGCAUCAUCUGACAUGUGUUGUUGUCAUGUCAUCAACGUCGAGCCAUUGCUGCCUGUGGACAGCAGCAGGCUGCAAUCUGUAAAGAAGAUUGCAUUUGCUCAGCUGCAUUGCUUCAGGACCAAACACCUGCAUCUCAUUUAUGGGCCACUCUAGGAGAAACAUGUUAGUUUGUAUACUACUUUUCUUUAUUGUUUUUUUACUGUUGGUGCAGCAGUUAUUUGAUUUUUGACAGUCAUAUUAGGUGAAUAAGUUUUUCUAAUACAGUCGACUUGUGUUAAACUUGAUAAAAUUAUCCAAUGGUUGAAAACCAAAACACAAUGCUGCUUAUUUGGCAGUAUUCGGUCAAAUAAUUGGCAUCUAACACACACCAAGCCUCAGAUUUAAAAAGCGCGUCCAGUUUUUAUUGGGUCAAAGUUAGGCUUGUACAAGUAUUUGGUACUUCGAAAUAUUCAAUUGGCUAUUAUGCUACUUGGCAUCCACUUCAGUUCAGAGUUCAGUAUUCAGAAUUUUUAAAGUACUAGUUGAAACAACUGAAUGUAAAUUUUGUACAGUGUGUAGUUUCAGUUUCGAUGAGCAAGAUGCAUUGCCAUUCACAUGGCUCAUGAUCGAGGCAAGCCAAACACAAAUAAUUUGUUUACGGUCACCGGCUGACUUGUCUGUCAUCAUUAUUCAUCUUGUACAGAAAUGUAAAUAAAUUUUUUCUUGACUUCCUGA